Cuscuta europaea is the source of this 3851-nucleotide messenger RNA. The record is from the annotation of a GenBank genome assembly. Lineage: Eukaryota; Viridiplantae; Streptophyta; Magnoliopsida; Solanales; Convolvulaceae.
UUGAUUUUACAAAAGCAUUUUAAUCGGCCCAAUCCGAGACCAUCAAAAAGUAAUUUCUCUGUUUAGCAAAAACCCCAUGCACCCGUGCCCAAAGCUUCUCAGAUUUGUUUUGCAGGCUGAAGAAGUAACAGGCUUCAAUAUCAAGAUAUCUUCGCUUGUUAGUUCUUACCUUCUUCUGAUUCACUCAUUCACCAAUUUCACAUUUCUGUAAUUUGGAUAUAAGGCGAGUGGCGAUUACACAUAUUUGGUCAUUGGAUUUUGGAGGCGUAGCAUCGUCAACGCUUAUUUUCUGAAAGAUUGAAGGACUCAGACUGAGCUUCUUCAGUCCUUCUAAGGCCAGAUAGAGUCAACCCAGAGCACACAGUCAGCCCUCGCACAAAGUUUCUCUUCAGUUGGGACAAGAUACCAAGAUAGGGAAAUUGGGACAGCGGAUCUGAAGCCACCAUAGCUUCACAAAUUACAACACAUAACAUUGUAUACACUGCAUUGCUCUUAAGAAGAGCAUGCUGUUGAACUUGUUUUCUGUUUCUCUUCCCUCUUCAAAUUUCUCUGUUAAGACAAAGAGAACCUGUCCUAAAGUGAGGACUUACAUUUGUCCAACAAGCGGAACAAGAGUAAAUUGUAAACAAGUGCAUCCCAAUUUCUCAAAGUUGGGUACAAGUCCCCUGAAAACCAAGUAUUUAUGUUCUUUAGAGCGGUGUUUCAGCACUGCAAAUAGUGGAAUCAUAAUGAACACACAUCGUGUUGUUGGAGACAAAGAUGGACUGAUCAUUGUGGAUCAUGGGUCUCGCCGCAUGGAAUCAAACCUCAUGCUAAAUGAGUUUGUUAAUUUGUUUAGAGAUAAAACUGGUUAUUCCAUUGUUGAGCCUGCUCAUAUGGAGCUGGCAGAACCCUCGAUAAAAGAUGCAUUCAGUUUGUGUGUUCAAAAGGGGGCAGACCGGGUGAUUGUAUGCCCAUUCUUUCUCUUUCCUGGAAGGCAUUGGCAUCAGGAUAUUCCUCAUUUGACUGCUGAAGCUGCUAAGGAGCACCAGAACGUUUCAUACAUUAUAACCGCACCUCUUGGGUUGCAUGAACUACUUGUGGAUGUCAUGAAUGACAGGAUUAAAAACUGCUUAAGCCAUGUAGCAGGAGAAGCAGAUGAAUGUGCUGCCUGUAUUGGAUCAGGGAGAUGCAAGCUGUAUUAGUUGGUCCAUUCAACUGCAAAUAAACAGGCAUGCAAGUUGAUUUUGCUCUGAGAUUUUGCUCCAGGAAGAAACAAAGCACUUUAUUUACAUUGAGCAUGUUAUACACAUAUCUACCUCUUGAGAAAUGCACUUUCUUUUUAGAAAGAGUAGGGCUAGAAAAACACGUUAUUAGUACAUUUUGUGCCUACAUCUGUGCGGAAGGUAUCUAUUGGAAGAUGAAAACAUGUCAAACAAAGUGUUUUAAAGAAAUGUAAUCCUAACUUAUCGUUUUACAGAUAAUAGUACCUGAGAAGGCAUGUGGUGUUUUAUAAUUUAUAGUUCCCAACUUUAAGAAACAAUGUAUGAUUACUUUUUCGUGUAAUUUUUUUCCCCAAUUGGCUUAGGCCUUGAUGUGCCGGUCCUGGGACAUUUCCUAAUUUGUCUUUGUAUACUAUCUUUGUAAUCUAAUUAUGCAUUUUAGGAAGUACUCUGUAUAAAAGUCAUUGUAAUAUACACCACUCCGAGUAAAUCAUGAAUGAUGCCCUUGAGCAUACUGAAUGGAAUAUGAUGCUCGUAUUGUGGAAUUUCACAACGUUUUUUACUCCUAUCUAUUGCAACUAUUCUUCAACACAUGCCAUUUCUCUUAUUAGUGUUAAUUAGCUUUCACUGGGUUAGUUAUUCUCUAAUUUUUCUUCCUUCAUUAACUUUGUACCUUUUUAAUAAAUUUAAUAAGAUCCGAUUUCCGUAAUAAAUAUAGAGAGAAGAAGAAACAUUUUAUCAAUGAGAAUGUAAGACUGCAUUGGAUAAGUGAGAAUGUAACUGGUACAUUGAAUUUUAGACUUAUGCAUUAUGUGAAAUAAAAAAUGCGCAUUGUCAUGAUUCAUGAACUGGAAAUUGAUUGUUGCAUUUUAUAAAUAAACCAAGAGUUUUGUGUUAAUUUGAACCAUGCAUUAUAACAUAAAUGUGCAUUACAAUGAACUAUUAUGUGUGCUUCGUUUCAGUUUCACCUCAUGGAAAAAAUCGUUCUCACCAUACCAACCAUUAUCAACUAUCCAGUGACCGAAGAGGCAAGAGCUAAAGAUACUUGUUAUGGGAUUAUCAGCAAUCCAACCUUAACAGCUGGCCACUUAAAGACAAUGCUCAAGACAAUAUAAAACCUAAACCAAUCUCAAUUCCAAUUGCAGACCAUAGCCUCCACCACAGCACUUGCUUCAGCACUGUCCCUGAACUCAAGAACAAUUUUGGAAGCAAAAUCCUGGACAAACUGGUCAACAGCUUCACGCUGAGCAACUGGGAGCUGGGAGAGGGUGUCCAUAUGAUCCUGGGUUCGUGCAGCACGCUCAUGAACAAUCUUGCCAGCAGAAUCCUGCACAAACUGGUUAAUAGGAUUGUGCUGAGCAGCUCGGAGCUGAGUAGCAUGUAGCCUGAAGAUGGUGUCCCUAUGAAACUGGAUUCGUGCAGCACGCUUUCCCUGGUACCAGUUUCCAUGAUCAAUUUCAUAAACUUCAAGGAUAAUCUUGACUUGACGUAGAAGUUGUUCAUCAUUUGGAGCAUUUAUCGGGGAAAGUUCUCUUAGACGGAUGUCCUUGGGGAUAUCAUUCUGCUUCAAUGGGUCAAUAUUCCCCUUGCAGUAAACAUUCAAAGGACCAGAAGCAAUUUGGGCUGCAACUCCAGCUUGAUCAAAUCGUCGGUAUAGGUCAACUGCCUGAGGGUUGAGGUAUCCAAGGAGUGGCGUUUCAGCUACAGCAUUUAAGGCCUUCUUCACUAGACCAGGAGAAGAGAGCCAUGUUACCCUAUACUUGAAAACAUUAAUAGCAGAUUCAAUGUCACCUAGUGUAUACACCUCAAAGAGGCCUUCAAUAGAUGGAGAAUGGAUGAUCAUAUUGCAGACCUCUCCAAACCUUUUCUCACUUAGGAAAUCCAAAAAUACUGCUCUGUAGGAAUCAUACCAACGUUUAUUACCAGUAGUGCUCCCAGAAGAAAGAAUACAGAUAGAUGUUAUUACCACCAUCUUUGAUGCAGCCCUCCAUAGAUUAAAAUUGCUUUCAGUUGCAAGGGAUGUAGAUGGAGCAGCCUCAUUAGGGACAGUAACAGCUGCCUCAUUGUUAAUGGGAAUAACACCAGAUGAAACUAGAGCCACUAUGGUAGAAGCAAAUGCAACAUCCCUGAGAUUUGUCUCAUCAAGAUCAUUAUCAGACAUACAAGCCCUCAAGUUUGGGAUAUCAGAUGAAUAUUUCUUGAUAGUUAGUCUGGAAGUACUCAUAUGAAACUUUAGGGGCAUAGGUAGAGCCAUCAGCUCACUAAGUGGGUCAGGAACUCCUGAAGGAGUAAAUUGAGGAGUAGGAGCUUUAGUCGUAGGAUCAGUAUAGCCUCUGACUUGAUCAUGUUUCUUGCCAUUAUACUUGUCAGUCUGUUUUGAGUCACCAGUCCCCAUCAUAUACGCAACUUCUGCACCCAAUCAGACCAUGAAAGGAGGCAUGACCUCUAGUAGUUAUAUAUGGGUUGGAAUAAGUUCAAAUAAUGAACUUUUAAUAUGCUUGGGAAAUCCAAAGGGUGGAUGUAAUAUAUUUGAUAUGCUUGGGAAAUCCAAAAGGUUGAUGUUUAUUGCUUUUAGUUACACGAUGAGCCAAUGUACAUCUUUAAAUGCUGGUAUUUAGAACCACCAUAAUAACGUGUUGGAUAACCAAA